AUGUAUGCUAUUUUUUGCAAUUUCUGAUUAGUUCAGUCGGAAAAUGUCGGACGAAGUAGCAAAAGCGCAGGCAGCCGAUGCCGCUGCAAACGAUACCAUUUUCGGGAAAAUUCUUCGUAAGGAAAUCCAGGCCAAGUUUAUCUACGAAGAUGACAAGUGCGUUGCAUUUAACGAUGUUUGCCCGCAAGCACCGGUACACUUCCUCGUAAUCCCGCGGAAGCCCAUUUCGCAACUUUCCAAAGCCUCGGAAGAAGAUGGAGCACUGCUCGGACACAUGAUGCUGGUCGGUAAGAAGGUAGCAGUGGAGCAAGGACUAGAGGAGGGUUACCGUGUCGUUAUCAACGACGGUAAGAACGGUGCACAGUCCGUUUAUCAUCUACAUUUGCAUUUCCUGGGCGGACGUCAGAUGCAGUGGCCUCCCGGGUAAUGUGUCGCGCAUUUGUUACGGUUACAUCGGAUGCAUGAAUAAAAUGGCAACGGAGUGGUUACGUUGAA
Anopheles funestus (African malaria mosquito) is the source of this 495-nucleotide messenger RNA. RefSeq names its product adenosine 5'-monophosphoramidase HINT1 (gene HINT1). Gene Ontology annotation, biological process: purine ribonucleotide catabolic process. Gene Ontology annotation, molecular function: hydrolase activity. Lineage: Eukaryota; Metazoa; Arthropoda; Insecta; Diptera; Culicidae. Gene Ontology annotation, cellular component: nucleus; cytoplasm. The coding region runs from base 44 to 427 and encodes 127 amino acids. The transcript is spliced from 2 exons. The record is from RefSeq and is a predicted model, not a curated record.